CGGGCGCAGCGGGGGCGGCGGCGCGGGGCGGGUGACGCGAGAAACCGCACAAAGGCUCCCGCAGCCUCCCGGAAACUCCACGGGGCGCCUCUGCCCCGCCGUCGCCCCGGAAGCGGAAACAGAAGCACGCGCUCCCGGCCCCGCCGCCGCCGCCACGAUGCCGAAACGGAAGAAGCAGACUCCGCUGCAGCCGCCGCGCCAGGUGCCCGAGCGGGAGGCUGGGGACGAAGGCGACGGGCGGCCUGCGGGACCGCCCAGCCUUCUGGGCCCUCCCCCCAUGGCCAAUGGAAAGCCUGGUGACCCCAAGUCAGCUCUCCGCAGAGGUCCCCCGGGACCAAGGGGACUGAUGAUUCCACCACUGCUGAGUCUCCCACCUCCUCCCCGGGGCAGAGGCCCAGUGUGGGGAGGCUUAGGCCCCAGGUCUCGCCCAUAUGGUCGAGGUUGGGGGGUCAGUGCUGAGCCUCCUUUUCCUGGACCAGACCAAGGUAGUCUCCCCAGGGGAGGCUUUCACAGAGAACAGAGACAUCCUCGAAGGCUCAAAAGCUGGUCGCUUGUCAAGAAUGCCUGCCCCCUCGAGGACGCAGCCCCGGUUAUGGAAGACAAAUCUAACCGCCCAGUCUGCCGACACUUUGCCAAAAAAGGCCACUGUCGAUAUGAGGACCUCUGUGCCUUCUACCACCCAGGCGUCAACGGGCCUCCUCUGUGAGACUGCCUUCUGCCUUCUCAGCGGGGCUGGAGGGAGCCCGUCACCUAGCAGCCGUGUAUUUCCCACCCCACCUGUCACCUCCCCCAUUCGGGGUUCAGAGUUGUGUUUCAUCACUGGGGUAGGUGGGCACUCUUUCUGCUGAUCCGGCCUCCGGAGCCUCGCCUUCAGGCCCCCAUCUCUGCUCCCUCGGCUGCCUCCUGGGUCCUCUGCCCUCGCCACUGACUGCCGAGCAGGAGACGGACUAGUUGCCGCCUCUUGUGUGUCUGUCCACCAGCCGCCCUCAAGUCCUGAGCCCGGAGCAGUGUCCCCCCCCCCCCCCCCCCCCGCUCCCCCUGUGCGAGCCCUGCCCCAGCGCUGUGCUGCUGGAGGAACCCCGGGGUGUCUGGCCUGGGUCCAGUUUGGAUGACGCCGGGCCCUUCCCAAAAGGCCACUCGCCUGCUCUGGGAUCCCGGGGUUCCCCCGCCGGUAGCAGGGCCGGAGAUCGCUGUGCGGGACGAACGCACCCCGUAGCCGGUCUCAGUGUCCGUGGCAUUUCUGUGGCUUCUCCGCACUAGAGUGUUUCUGCCCCAACAAGUGAGGCUGGGGUGCCUCUAGGCUCUCCCCACCCCAACAAGGGAGCAUGGGGACUUCCCGCAAGACUGCCCUCCUGGCCCCCCGUUCUGGUGCCACAUUCUCUGGGUUUGACGCGGCCCUGCCCCAUUUCCUCCACAGCCGAGCUCCUUAGCCCAGUCCCUGGGAGGCCCGGGCCUCCGUGUGAAUUCUGUGAAUCUCCGCCUGGACAGUCCUGCCCUCGCCCCACCUCCGUCACUGCUGCUGGUUGUUUUCUGUGAAAACGGCAAUGAGCAGACUCGGUCUUGAACUGGCCCUGAGGCCAUGGGUCAGGAGUUGUGUGGGCAGGAGGGAGGGUGAGAGCCGUUGGAGAACUGAAAAUGAAUUUUGUUUCUUUUUAACGUUUUUUAUAUCAGUAAUAAAUGCAGUGGG
Molecule: messenger RNA, 1687 nt
Organism: Eptesicus fuscus (big brown bat)
Lineage: Eukaryota; Metazoa; Chordata; Mammalia; Chiroptera; Vespertilionidae
Gene: PRR3
Product: proline rich 3
Exons: 4
Coding region: 158-706 (182 amino acids)
Molecular function (GO): metal ion binding; RNA binding
Source: RefSeq, a predicted model, not a curated record